UACGGAUUAAGUCGACGUCCUUCCUCCUCUUGGAAUCUGCUCGGAUUGGGCUUGACAGAUUGCAAGACGCGUAUCGCUAUCAUUUCGAGCAUUCUUGCCGAACGAGAAAUAUAUAUAUUUUUUCCAAACUAGAAGUAUCAAUUUAGAGACGAUUUCUGACUUUCGGAAACUUACGCGUAGAACGCAGUUACAAUCGAUAACUUUCUUCUAAAAUUUCGUUAAAAUAUAGUCAGACUUAAAUAUAAACUUGGGAAGUCUUGGGAAGAGUAAUCAUUGGUCGGUUUAAAUUAUUAUUUACAUUUAGGUAAAAUUACGCUGGGAAAUUUGCAAAAAGUGCGAUAUGGUAAAACCUAAAAAAUAUCUCCGAGUCGGAAGAAGUUAUGAGUUAAACAAUUUAUAUUUCAUGUACUCUCAUUUUGCUCCAUUUUGAGCGAGUAUAGAAGUUAUGACUUGACCUGUAUCAUAUUCAUUUAUACCAGUGAUUGUUUUGUUGUAAUUUAAGAAUUUACGACAUAAAUAUUCUGCAUUAAACAAUUUUUAUCUUACGUAUAUCACAGUAAGUAUAAAUUAUAGUUAAAAUGGAACUGUUACACGUAUUUGCGGCGGCGAUGUGGUGCUUAUGCGAAUCAAUAUACACAAACGCUCCGAUGUCCCGUGAAAUGUCUCGUAAGAAGUUCAUAUUACAGAGAUUAAGGAAUAUAUGUGCGCAAGAGAACGAAUACCGAAGUAUUGUUUAAUUUAUAUUAAAUUAUAAAUACACGCUUUCAAAAAGAAAAGCCAUUCUUUUGCGAUUAGAAUACGCAGCAACAGCCUUGCAAGGAACGUUCAUUAUCACGCUCGACGUGUCUUGUUUCUUUAUAUCAGGAAAUCAUGAGAGCGGUAUUAGCGAUCACGUUGGUCUUGGUGGCGGGACUCUUUAUCGCAAUGACGGCAUCGAAGAGUUGCGACUUCGAAAAAUUGAAGUAUCCUCGUGUCAUCAAGCAUCGGACAAAAGUGAGGGAGAUCCGUGGCUUCAAGCCGGAAUACAUCUCUACGGCGAUCGGAUUCGGGAAGAGGGAGGGUCCCACGGAGGUCCCGGACUUUAGCAGCCGCGAAGAAAUCCUGUUGUCUCUUCUGCGAAGCUUUCCACAUUCCGGGAUACCUGCGAAACUGCUGCUUCCGGUAAUAUGGACGAAUCCUGCGUUCGUCAGCAAACUGAUGCACCGGUCGAUGCAGAAUGUCGAACAAAACGACGAGGAGUCGAUGAUGGAGCACUCGAAGUCUGAAAGAACGCACAUGCUAUAUUAAUCCUUUUGUCAAAGCACGACGGUUUGCGAGUUCUAGUCCGUUAACUUUGAAGACAUUCUCGUUAAUUUUUCGAAUCCUCGAGUAUCUCUAUGAGAUUGCAUAGGCGCUACUUUUCCAUUACAAUCCGUUUCUUCGUCACAAAGAAAGCGUGAUGUUAAGAAAAGAGGAAGCGAGGGAUAUCGGAGUUUACGUUUUUCAUCUGGCAAUCGAUGUACAAUCAACUUCGUCGUAGAAUGAUAUCAUAGUAAUAAUAUGUUAUGUGUCGUAUGUGUAUGUAUAUAUCGAGAGAAACGCUGAAACUGAGAUUCUUUUCUUGGUUAUUAAAAAGUACAUG
Molecule: messenger RNA, 1621 nt
Organism: Dinoponera quadriceps
Lineage: Eukaryota; Metazoa; Arthropoda; Insecta; Hymenoptera; Formicidae
Product: allatotropin-like
Exons: 2
Coding region: 871-1287 (138 amino acids)
Source: RefSeq, a predicted model, not a curated record